Messenger RNA from Cutaneotrichosporon cavernicola, 1110 nucleotides. RefSeq lists its product as uncharacterized. The transcript is spliced from 2 exons. Gene Ontology annotation, molecular function: manganese ion transmembrane transporter activity; iron ion transmembrane transporter activity. The record is from RefSeq and is a predicted model, not a curated record. Bases 1 to 1110 code for a protein of 369 amino acids. Gene Ontology annotation, biological process: intracellular manganese ion homeostasis. Lineage: Eukaryota; Fungi; Basidiomycota; Tremellomycetes; Trichosporonales; Trichosporonaceae. Gene Ontology annotation, cellular component: fungal-type vacuole membrane.
AUGGGCCACGACGACGAGCGUACUCCCCUUCUUUCCAAGCCCUCCGGCUGCUGCGGCGGCAAAGGCGGCGCCGCUUGCUGUGGUGGCAAGGGUCCGUCGAGCUCCCUCAGUCCGACCACCGGCGUCGGCGCCUCCGUCCCACUCAAACGCAACGGCAACACCACCAACAGCGAGCACGUGUGGACGAUUGAGCGCCGUGGUUCCAGCUCGUCGCUCCGCUCGAACCGUCGCCGCCGCGUCGAGGAUCUGCUCGAGGACGAGGAGCCGCUCCAGUCCAAGUGUGCCGCGUCGGGUGGCCAGUGCUGCAAGGAGCUCAAGGGCGAAGACGAGCGUCACCUGAUCCCUCCCGAGUUUGUGCGCGACUGCAUCAUCGGCCUCGCGGAUGGCCUUACCGUUCCAUUCGCUCUUACCGCCGGCCUUUCGUCGCUGGGUAACUCAACCCUCGUCGUCACUGGUGGCUUCGCCGAGCUCUGCGCCGGCGCCAUCUCUAUGGGUCUUGGCGGCUUCCUCGCGUCCCAAGCCGAGCUCGACCACUUCCACUACCUCCGCAAGCAGACCCACGAGCGUGUCCAGCGCUCCUGUGACGGCGAGAUGGAGCGCGAGGUUCACGCGAUCCUCGGUCCGCUCGGUGUCAAGGAGACCCUCUCGCGCCUCGUCGCCGAGGAGCUCCUUGAGGUCGAGGACAGUGCGUGCGUUGCCAUCGAGGGCGUCGACCGCCCUGAUAUUGAGAACGGAAUCACCAAGGAGGAGAAGGUCGACCCCAACGUCGGCCUCACGGCGUUCCUCCUCAAGUUCGGCGAGGGCAUGGAGGAGGUCCCUCGCUCGCGUCUUUGGAGCUCGGCUCUGACUAUCGGCCUCUCGUACUUCUUUGGUGGCCUCGUCCCUCUCCUUCCUUACAUGUUCACCGAAACUGCCGAGAGCGGCCUCCUCUGGAGCGUGAUCGUUACCGGCAUUGUUCUCUUCCUCUUCGGUGGCGCCAAGACCUACUUCACUGGCGCGACUGGCGGAUACCGCGGCUACCUCUGGGGCGCAGUCAGCAUGACCCUCGUCGGUGGCUUUGCAGCCGCCGCUGCGUUCGGCCUCGUCGAGGUCAUGGGCAUUACAGAAUAG